This is a messenger RNA of Saccostrea cuccullata (small rock oyster), 1804 nucleotides long. RefSeq names its product proton-coupled folate transporter-like. The transcript has 4 exons. Gene Ontology annotation, molecular function: transmembrane transporter activity. NCBI's taxonomy places the organism in Eukaryota, Metazoa, Mollusca, Bivalvia, Ostreida, Ostreidae. Gene Ontology annotation, biological process: transmembrane transport. Gene Ontology annotation, cellular component: membrane. The coding region runs from base 93 to 1667 and encodes 524 amino acids. The record is from RefSeq and is a predicted model, not a curated record.
UUUUCCGGUUUCAACAACGUCAGAGUUGACAAUAUUUAUGACAGUUAUCAUGUUUUUAUGAAUGUAGCUAAUUAUAUAUAGAGUUGUUCAAAAUGGAGAGUGUCAGACGGUUUGCUAGCCAGUCAAAUGCCCAUUGUAUGGAGAUGUUAUCUGAGGUACAGCCAUACUUAGUAGAGGUGGCGUAUUUUUUCUUCUUUCUCUCCAGACACAUGACUUUACCGUUAUUCCAGGAGUACGUUCAGUCCGAGUUUUACAAACAAAAUAACUUGAAAGCAUCUGCAAUAGAACCAUUUGUGUACAGUGGCAAUGGCUCCAGUCUGUCUAACGUUGCUCACAGAGAGAGCACGUUAGCCAUCCUGAGUUUACAGAUAGCAGAGGGACUUCCUGCAGUGAUUACUGUAAUUAUCCUGGGGGCCGUCAGUGACAGAACCUCACGGAGGAAGAUUCUGCUGUGGAUGCCCUCGCUAGGAGGAAUUCUUCACUCUUUAGUUUACAUCUUGAUUCUGUACACUAGUUAUACAUUGGAUGGUUUAUUUAUGGCUUCAGCCCUGAGAGGAUUGAGUGGCAGUAUGACUGCAUUCCUAGCUGGGAGUACAUUUUUUGCCAUUAACACAACGCAAAAAGAGAAGCGCUCAUCACGUCUUGCUAUACAAGAAUCUUUAAAUGGCUUAGCAUAUGCAAUAGCUAAUAUUAUGGUUGGCUACUGGGUACAAGCUAGUGGGUUUCACCAACCAUUUUGGUUCACAUUGAUUUGUGGCUGCAUUGCUUUUCUGAUUUCAUUUUUCCUUGUAAAGGAAGUAAAAGUUGAAAUAAGUAAUCCUAAUAGAUAUGACACAGAAAACUGUUGUAUAGACACAUUCAGACCUAUGGGAAAGUUUUUUAGAUGUAAAGACAGGAAACUUCUAAUUAUGUGGCUAGCCAUUUUAGCAUUUCAAAGUUAUGCCUGGGUUCAUUUGGGACAAAUUAACACUCUUGUUCUUUAUUUCACUGGAUCUCCUUAUCACUGGCAGUCUCACAAGGUUGGGGUUUUCUUGUCGGUAGCCAUGGGCGUGGCAUCUUUUGGGGUGCUGUUCACUCCCCCCGUGCUGAGGAACUGGUUCUCUGAUAUCCACAUCACAUUUGGGGGACUUUUCUCCAAGGCUGUGGGGACACUCUGGUUAGCUGUUGUUCAGAAUGAAGUUGUGAUAUAUUUUGCAAUUUUCCUCUUGGUAUUGGAGCUGAUUCCCUUUCCAAUGUUAAGAGCAGUUGUUGCUAACAAUAUAGAAACAGCUGAUCAAGGGUCCCUGUUUGCUUUGAUGCAUUGUGGGGAGGGGAUCACGUACUUCCUGGCCCCUUUCAUGUUCCAGUCUCUCUACGCAGACAGCAUUGACUACUUCACGGGAUUUGUCUUUGUCCUGUCCGUCAUCCUGCUAGUCAUUCCUGUGGGAUUUGUUAUAGCUAUCAAGUUUUUGUCAACAGGCCAGUCUGGGGAAUAUGAAAGAAUGGAGGGGGAAACAGAGAUGACGACAGGAGAGGAGCUACCCCUCCCCACCAACCAUGAGGAUAAGAACAUAAGUGUUAUCCCAGUCACGUCCAGCGAGAACACGGAGCUCAAAACUACAGCCCAACCAAAUGUCACAAGGUCAAGGUCAUCCAAGGAGGAGGCAACAGAGCCAGUAGAUGUAUGAUUUUUUAAUAAAGAAGUUUUUUUCUGGCAAUACAGCAUAGGUAGAAUUUGAAACCAUUUUUAGUGGUUUCAGUUUAAAUGUAGAAAAGAGGAGUAAAUACCAGCAAACCAUCAUUUUAUACAUUGUCAGUUGGUUGU